This is a messenger RNA of Otolemur garnettii (small-eared galago), 1038 nucleotides long. RefSeq names its product Fanconi anemia core complex associated protein 24 (gene FAAP24). Gene Ontology annotation, cellular component: Fanconi anaemia nuclear complex. NCBI's taxonomy places the organism in Eukaryota, Metazoa, Chordata, Mammalia, Primates, Galagidae. The transcript has 5 exons. Gene Ontology annotation, molecular function: chromatin binding. Gene Ontology annotation, biological process: interstrand cross-link repair. The record is from RefSeq and is a predicted model, not a curated record. The coding region runs from base 75 to 719 and encodes 214 amino acids.
GGCGUAUGUGGGGAUCUUGCUAGCUCGGUCCCCUCCCUGAACUGGACUGAGGAAGGACCAGGUCGACACCACGGAUGGAAGAGAGCCCCCCUGAUGGCACAGGCCCCAUGCACGUGCCUUUGGGGCACAUCGUGGCCAAUGACAAAUGGCGCGGGUCGCAGCUGGCGGGGGAGAUGCAAGGGAGAAUUAAGCUCAUUUUUGAGGAUGGCCUGACGCCAGAUUUUUACCUGUCAAACAGAUCCUGCAUUCUUUAUGUCACCGAAGCUGAUUUGGUGGCAGGAAAUGCCUACAGAAAGAGGCUUGUUCGGGUUAGAAAUUCCAGUAAUCUUCAAGGGAUCGUCGUAGUUGAAAAAACCCAAAUGAGUGAACAGUAUUUCCCAGCCUUACAGAAGUUCACUGUGCUGGACCUCGGGAUGGUGUUGCUUCCAGUGUCCAGCCAGGUGGAAGCAUCCUGCCUCAUUGUCCAGUUAGUUGAAGAGCAAAUCAAAGAGCCCAGUAAGAACUCUCUUCUGAGGAAGAAACGGUCUCCGCUGUCUGAGCUAUCCCUCCUUCGAACCGUGCAGCAGAUCCCAGGAGUUGGAAAAGUUAAAGCCCCCCUGCUGCUGCAGAAGUUUCCGAGUCUCCAGCAGCUGAGUAACGCAUCUGUCCAAGAACUGGAGCAGGUUGUCGGGCAAGCCGCAGCACAGCAGAUCCACACCUUCUUCACACAGGCCAGGUGACAGCUGGCCCACAGCUGCUGUGUCUGUCUCUAGACCACAAACUGCAGGGUCAAGAACCAAGAAAAGAGGCUUCUCACAGCUACAUCCCCUGUUACGGGAUGAGGUGAGGCUUGAAUGGAGCCAGCCAGUCCUCCUGCCCUCCCGUCCGCCUCUCAGUCAGUGGGCACUGCUCUCCUCCUGCAGAGAUGAAAAGGGCCAGAGGGGAUCUCCCAUCAGUCAGGAACUCAUAGGGCCAUGUUUUAAUGUGCUGCCUUGACCUAUGUCUGUCACAGAAAGGUCUUCUAGGCCAGGCCCGGUGGCUCACGCCUGUAAUCCUGGC